CUGCAUAUCAGUCUGUCCGCGACUUUGGAGCAUCUUGUGGUUUCUGUGCAGCAGAUUAAAACUAAAUCUUCACCAUCAUGGUUGAGCAGUUUGUUGGAAACUGGAAGCUGGCCGCCAGCGAGAACUUCGAUGAGUACAUGAAGGCAAUUGGUGUGGGCUUUGCCACUCGGCAAAUGGGCAACAUGGUGAAGCCUAACCUGGUGAUCAGCGUGGAUGAUACUGGGUUCAUUUCCAUGAAGUCUCAGAGUACUUUCAAGACCGCAGAGAUCAAGUUCAAACUCAACGAAGAGUUCGACGAGACGACUGCAGAUGACCGAAAGACCAAGACCAUCUUCACUUUUGAAAAUGGCAAACUUGUGCAAAAGCAGACGUGGGACGGAAAGACCACGACACUGGAACGAGAGAUUCAGGAUGGAAAACUAACAGCUAAAUGUAUCAUGGAUGAUGUUGUUGCAGUGAGGACCUACGAGAAGGAGGCUUGAAUCCUGUCUGUAGCCAUCAAAGAAUAAAAAAACAAAAACAAACUUGAACUUCUUUAUUCCAGUAAGACACCAAAUGCACUGAGCUAUUGCCAAACAUGCCAAUAAAGUCUGAACUGUGACACUUCA
This is a messenger RNA of Thunnus maccoyii (southern bluefin tuna), 608 nucleotides long. It is a transcript of the gene fabp4b, whose product is annotated as fatty acid binding protein 4b. Gene Ontology annotation, biological process: fatty acid transport. The record is from RefSeq and is a predicted model, not a curated record. Gene Ontology annotation, cellular component: nucleus; cytosol. The transcript has 4 exons. NCBI's taxonomy places the organism in Eukaryota, Metazoa, Chordata, Actinopteri, Scombriformes, Scombridae. Gene Ontology annotation, molecular function: fatty acid binding. Bases 78 to 482 code for a protein of 134 amino acids.